AUGGGUAACAGUCGAAGAUGGGAAGAUUUGGAAAUUCCUCUCAGUCAGUCCGUGAGAAAAACAAUUAAUUCUUUAGGUUUUGAUUUUAUGACUCCCGUUCAGGCUGCAACCAUUCCUCUUUUACAAAAUCACAAAGACGUUGCAGUGGAAGCUGUCACAGGUAGUGGUAAAACAUUAGCUUUUUUAAUACCAGCAAUAGAAAUAUUAAUAUCAAGACCUGAAAGGUGGAAAAUAAAUGAAGUUGGAGCUGUCAUUAUUUCUCCUACAAGAGAAUUAGCCAUACAAAUAUUUGAUGUCCUUCAAAAAUUUUUAGAGCAUUGUCAGUUAAAAGGUUUACUUUUAGUUGGUGGUGACACAGUUGAAAAUGAUGUUAAAAAUUACAAGGAAAAGGGUGGUAAUAUAAUUGUUGCUACUCCUGGUAGAUUUGAAGAUUUGCUUGUUAGACAAAAUUGUAAUUUGUUGGGUGGUGUCAAAUCUCUUGAAAUUUUAAUUUUGGAUGAGGCUGACAGAUUGCUUGAUUUAGGUUUUGAAAAAACCUUAAAUAAUAUCCUACUCUUGUUGCCAAAACAAAGAAGAACUGGUUUAUUUUCAGCGACUCAAACUAAAGAAGUUGAAAAAUUGGCAAGGGCAGGUUUAAGAAAUCCAGUAGUUGUAUGUGUUAAAGAAAAAGUAAAUACACAAAUAUCAACUCCAGUUUCUCUGUCUAAUUAUUAUUUAGUUUCUGAAGGAAAUACAAAAUUAGGGACAUUAAUCGGUUUUAUUAAUAACCAAGGAAAAGACAAAAAAUAUUUUUUUUUUUUUUCAACUUGUGCUUGUGUUGAGUGGUUCUAUAUUGUUCUUAAGGAAGUGUUUCAAGAUGUAAAUAUAUCAUCAUUACAUGGGAAAAUGGGUAAAAAGAGAUUAAAAGUUUUGGACAAAUUUAGAAGCCUGGAGUCUGGUUUACUUUUGUGCACCGAUGUAAUGGCCAGAGGAAUUGAUAUUCCGGAAGUCGAUUGGGUUAUUCAAUUUGAUCCUCCGACAAAACCAGCCUCAUUUGUGCACAGAGUAGGGAGGACUGCAAGAAAUGGAUUAACAGGUUCUUCAUUGUUGAUGCUUUUACCUUCAGAAGAUUUAUAUAUUGAUUUUAUAGAAAAAAAUCAGAAUGUUAAAUUAUUUAAAAAAAUUGUCGAUUGGAACAUUCCUGACGUUCUUAAAAUAAUGAGAAACCUUCAAUUGAAAGAUAGGAAUAAUUUUGAUAAGGCAAACAGAGCAUUUGUUUCUUUUAUACAGUCUUAUGCCAAACAUGAAUGCUCAUUAAUAUUUAGAAUAAAAGAUUUAGAAUUUGGAAAAUUAGCUACAGGAUUCGGUUUGUUAAAAAUGCCCAAAAUGCCUGAAGUGAAAAAUGUCGAAAUAGAAAAUUUUUCACCCAUGGAUAUAGACUUCAAUAGCAUAACUUACGACAAUAAAGUGAAAGAGGUAGAAAGGCAAAAAAAUUUACAAAUUUAUUUAGAAACAAAUAUUUGGCCGAGUAAAAAGGGUAAAAAACGUCACGGUAACACGAUUCCUUGGGAACAAAGCAAAAAGAAAAAACUUGAUAAAAAAUUAAAAAAAGACUAUUUAAAAAAGAAAGCAGAAGAAAAUGGUAAGAAGAAAAAAAAGAAAUUGAAAAUUGACGAAGAAGAAAUGGCGUCACUUGCAAAAGAUUUGGCACUGAUAAAAAAAAUGAAAAAGAAAAAAAUAUCAAAUGAUGUUUUUGAAAAAGAAUUUUGUAACGAUUUCAAUUGA
Pediculus humanus corporis (human body louse) is the source of this 1764-nucleotide messenger RNA. RefSeq names its product DEAD box ATP-dependent RNA helicase, putative. Gene Ontology annotation, molecular function: ATP binding; nucleic acid binding; RNA helicase activity. Gene Ontology annotation, cellular component: nucleolus. The transcript has 3 exons. Lineage: Eukaryota; Metazoa; Arthropoda; Insecta; Psocodea; Pediculidae. The record is from RefSeq and is a predicted model, not a curated record. The coding region runs from base 1 to 1764 and encodes 587 amino acids.